GGUGUCUUGAGCACAAAGCAGGUUGAAAACCUUAUCAUUUUCUUACAAGAGCCCAGACAAGUCAAUCGAGAAACCCUGAGGGGAAUUGUUCAGGAUCGUUUCCAUACUUUCUGUCAGGCCGAAAUUGCAAUGACUGGAGAGCCAAGAGACCGGCUUGCAGCUCCCUCCGGACCCGAAGAUGCGGGCACUUGGUAUUAUACUACACUGUCAGUCCAAGGAGGGACAUGUCGGGGAAUUCUGGGACACUGAGAGCCCCACAAUCCAGGCUCUUAUUGCGAAAGGUCUCAACUCUGAAUUUGUGUACGGCUUUGAUUGGCAUUGGCGUGCAGAGGAAUCUGCACGACGUCCCGGAAGAGCCAACUGCCCAGCCACUCAUUGGACGCAAGCGAAGCGCUCUUUACAUGAUGGUUUUUCAUCCGAUAUCCUCGAAAUUCUCAGCUUGCCCUGGUUGAUAAUUGGAGGGUCUUGCGCAAAGAACAGCUACAAACGAACCCUAUCAUCCCAGUCCCGGCUGAUUACGCUACCUCUUUCGCCUGAGAUUGAUCUUCAAUUCGAACUCGAGAUCAGGGCGAAUAGGAUCAAGCGUAUUGCGACAUACGUCCCCCAUCCGUCAUCGGGCUUCUUUCAUCCAUCAUUUGCCUCGGCCUACGCAACAAUUCUGGAUGCCGGUAUUAGCUUUUUCCUUUGGCUGCAACGCAAGGACGAUACCCCGAGUUUCUUCACAGCAACGAAGUCGGCAAUUCUGCGAGGCAUUCCCGGUGCGGCGCCCUUUCGAGAGCUCUACCAGUAUCGGCAACGCGAGGAAGUUCUCGGCAGAAAGCUCACUGAAAACGAAUAUCAACCUCCGUUCUUGAUCUGGGCUGCGAAGUACUUAUCCGAGCGUCCUUCGGCCAUCCUAAGCCGUGGAGAUUCUCUAGCAAAUGUCAUCAUCAAGAAAAUCGGUCAAGCGAUCAGUGCAAAGGCGGCAAAUCGGCGAAUGACCGGAUACAAACCUUCUCCGGCCCUGAGUAGUUCUGGCAGGAAGGGGACUGCAUCACGCUACGGAUACACUUUCAAGCGGUCCUGGGACGGAGAAUGCGUCACGGUCACGAAAAAGGGGUUAUUCAAAAUCUUCUUAUCUGAAGACCAGCCCAAUCUUGAGUUGAAUGGAAGGAAGCGACUCUACGAUCUUGUGGCACAGUCUUCAGACCCGGUAACAAUUCAUUUUUCAGCAGAAGUUAUCAUGCUCCAACAAGGCGGAAAAGUUGUUUUUCAACAAGCCUGCACCAACAUUAAGGAUCUGGGGCAACGAGAACGGUGGACUGAGCAGGUCAGAAUCGAAUGCACAAGGAGUUAAGUGGUCCCAUUUAGAGGGCCCCUGGGAGAGGCGAACGAACGAACAAUUGUGUAGAGAAUAAUCAGCCUGAGCG
This is a messenger RNA of Exophiala xenobiotica, 1409 nucleotides long. RefSeq lists its product as uncharacterized. The record is from RefSeq and is a predicted model, not a curated record. Bases 179 to 1336 code for a protein of 385 amino acids. The transcript has a single exon. NCBI's taxonomy places the organism in Eukaryota, Fungi, Ascomycota, Eurotiomycetes, Chaetothyriales, Herpotrichiellaceae.